UCGUGCCAUUAUCUCCCCUGUAGAGUAUCGAUUAGGCGAAUUCAUUCGUCGCCGCGCGGGGAGAAGGCGAAGAGGCGGAGGAUGCACAGCGAUGCUAGGCACUCGCCUGCAGUCUAGAACCGUCGCCGGACGCCUUGCCACGGGCACUGACCAGCCUUUCGAUCUGCCCUCGUCCCGUCGCUUCUUACUGCCUGCCACAGAUUAGGUAAAAUGGCCGGCCGCCGCCGCCGCCGCCGGCCUGCCAGCAAACCGCCUGCAUGUAGGAGCAUGGCACUGCAAGACUGGAGCGGACUGCACUCUCGUGCCCUUGCUGUCACCGUCGGGGAGGUCGGCAUCGGCGCGGCGUGAAGAAACAAGUGAUGCGUGCGGGUGUGUUGUUCAUGCGGUCGUGCGCACAUGCUGCUCGUGCAUUCUGCCUGAGAGAGUGAGGGAGGGGAGGCUGGGACUUCAUGGUGGACUUGUCCUGGUUGAAAGUCCGACAGCACAAAUAAAUCGCUUCCCAGACUUCACAGACGAAACGACUGCUGUGACAGCUGAAGCGGAAUGUUUUGAGAAAAACAAAAUUAACAUUGUGCGACGAAUGUCAAAGGUCAGAACAUUCCAUCUAUUGAGAACAGACAGAUGAUGAAGGAGUGUGAAGAUCGUGUGGACGUCCAGUCUGUGUGAACUGAGUCCGCCCACGGUCACCUACAUCACCAUGGAGUGCCUGGCAGUGAACCAGCAGAGGUUCGCCUCGGUGAUCGAGAACAUCAACCGAGAGCUUAACCAGAAAGGCUACCUGGUGGGAGCUGCCGGAGAGGACAUGGUGACAGCAGCCGACAUGCCAGGCGCCGCCUCUAAAGCCGCUUUGCAGCAAAAACAGCUUCUGAAAGACAUGAGAGCACAAAACUUUGAUGUUAUUCGGUUCGCAACCUAUCGAACGGCCUGUAAACUCCGCUUCAUUCAAAAACGGACUAACUUACAUCAAGUAGACAUCUGGAAUAUGAUUGAGGCUUUUCGGGAGAAUGGACUCAACUCCACUGAUGCCCACAAUGACCUAGGAGUAGGGCGGUUGGAGGCAGUCUUGACAACCGUCUUCACCCAGCUGAACAAGCGGUUACCUGUGGCACAGCAGAUCAAUGUGGAGGAGAGUGUGGGGUUAACCCUCAGCUGGCUGCUUAACACCUAUGAUAGGGAAUCCAUGGGACAGGUUCGCACAUUUGCAAUUAAAGUUUCCCUGUCUCACAUGUGUGCAGGAAAACUGAUAGACAAGUUGAGAUACAUCUUCACUCAGAUCUCAGACUCUAGUGGUCACAUGAUCUGGAACAAAUUUGAUGAGUACUUGCGGGAGUUGCUGGCCCUGCCCACUGCCAUCUUUGAAGGCCCUUCAUUUGGAUACACAGAGUCUGCCUCCCGCAGUUGCUUUGAUGUGAACUCAAGGGUGAAUGUGAAUGAUUUUCUCAAUGUAAUGAUGGCAGUGCCUGGGCCACAGUACUUAAUGUGGCUACCUACGCUGACUCGCAUGGCUCAGGUAGAAUCAGUCAUCCAUCCUGUUCAGUGUGAGGGAUGUCACCGAGCUUCCUUCACUGGAUUCCGCUACAAAUGCCAACAGUGCUUCAAAUAUAACCUGUGUCAGGACUGCUUCUGGAGGGGACGCACAUCUGGCAUUCACAAUCCUGAUCACCAGAUGAAGGAAUACACAAGCUAUCGGUCUAACACAAAACAGUUGGGUCAUUCUAUAAAGAAGUCAUUUCAGUGUGCACCUCACCAGACCAACCAUAAGCUACCCCACUUUCCAGAAGCUCCAGAAAAGACAAUUGACUUGUCUCAUAUCGUACCUCCAACACCUGUGCCACUUCACAAUGGGUUUGGUGACCGAUCCAUUUCCCAGUCAGCAGACCUCACCUCAAUAGACAGUAGUUCCAACACACGAAGCCCUGGAAAGUUCAGUGCGAGUGUUGACUCUUGUCGGAUAGAUGAUGAACAUCGUUUAAUAGCCAGAUAUGCUGCUCGACUGGCUGCAGAUAGCCACAAUGCUUCCCGCAGCCCGACGGAGCUUCAUUUCAAUCUGGAUUCCAGCAGAGCGCAAAGAGACCUGGUGGCGCAACUGGAGGCUAAGAACAGGGAGAUCAUGCGAGAAAUUCAGCGUCUGCGCCUGGAGCAGGAAGCCUACGCCAAUGAGAGCAGCGCCACCACCACCACCACGACCUACAACCCGACUUUGCUGGCCGAGCUGCGUCUGCUGCGACAGCGGAAGGACGAGCUGGAGUCGAGGAUGUCGGCAUUGCAGGAGAGUCGCAAGGACCUCAUGGUGCAGCUGGAGGGCCUUAUGAAGCUGCUCAAGAAUCACCCAACUUCUCCACGAUCUACACCCAAUAGUUCACCCAGGUCAAGGUCAGGACUCUCGCCAACCUUUGCCUCGGCUGCUAUGGGAGCUCAGCCCAGUCUUCGCAGUUCUGGUGCAGUUAUUCCCAGUCUAGGACCGAGCCCAGUGGUCGGGGUUGGAGCAGCUGGGGCGUCAUCGAGCACACCAGGAACCCCGCUGGAAACCUCGCUGACAGGGGUUGGGGGAGAUGUUCGGCAGGCAUUCCAAGGCCCAUCACUCUCAGCAGCUCACACGCGGAGUCUGCGAAAUGAUUUGUUAGUGGCUGCUGAUUCUGUUACCAAUGCAAUGUCUUCACUGGUGAAAGAGCUAAAUUCUGAGAACAGUGGAAGUGACAAUGAAGACGAUCACUUAAAUGGACAAAUGGCAGAUCUGAAAUUUGAAGAUGAUACUCUUUUGAGAUCUUGUGGCACUGAUGAAGUUGAGUCUUGGCGGGAUGACCUGCAAUGGCGACUGAAGCAGGAGUCUGACUUUUUGGCACAGCUACGUGCUCGGCGACAGCGCAGUGGCACAUCCAGCCAAACUACUAGUGACAAUGAGCAGGAUGGAUGCACAGCCAUGGAUGAUGCAGAAUCUUAUGUCCGCACAGACGACGAAAGCGUUCUGGCAACUGAUGAUGCAGAAUCAUACGUAAGAACAGAUGAAGAACAGAGUGUUAGUUUUAAGACAGAUGAGGAAGCAGAACUUUAUGAUGGAAAUCCCAAGGAAAUGACAAACAGUAGAUACACAACAGAUGAAGAAAGUUAUCUCCAGACAGACGAGGAAUCCUUUAUCCGAACUGACGAGGAAGAUGGGGGCAACACAGACUGGGAGGAGUCAACACAGCGCUGGGUCAAUCGAUGACAAGCAGGACAUCUCCAUAAAAUCUUUGAUAAAAUACACUUCAGACUUACAAUUUUGCUUACAUCAGCAUCAGUACAUCACAGUGAAAGGAAUGAUGGAAUUUCUUGUAAAUGGUGUAAAGAAGUGCUUCUUUCUCAUCUGACCUUUGAGUUCAACCAUCAUUACAGGAGACGUUGAGAAGGGCUUGCCUUCCUAUGUGCUAAAACAGUGAUGUACUUUGAAAACUGCAUAUCCUUUGACUGCCACUGAGCAUUUCAUUUCCUGGAUUUUAAGAGAGAAGACAUGCUUGGCAUGAAAUCACGAAUUAAGAGUUUUAUCAUGAGAUAGGUGGAAGACGACCAUGCAAAGAUAUUUCCAUGUUUUCUUCUUUCACUAUCUGUUUAAGAAAUAAAUAGAGAUUUCAUUAAGCUACUUGUUUCUUGACAUGUUUCUUUUUCUAUGUUGUCCUUUAGCACCCAUAUUUCUUAGCUGCCUGGAUCAUGUUCCAGAAAUUGACGCUAAGGAGUAUAUAUCUGGAAAUAAGGUGGAAUGUAGAAAGUAGAUUCUAUCUUGAGCCUGUAGUGUGUGAUUUGGUUUAUCAGCUGCUGAGAGAUAAUGUGACAUGAAUGACAGCUUGUUAAUCAAUAAUUCUACUUCAUAGAUCAGUAUACUUUAUCUCCACCACAGUUUUUCAAAUUUGAGCCUCAGGGCUUUUCACCUUUGAUAAUUUUUUCAGCAAGUAUGCUUUUAUUUUCAUCGUUCAUUUGAAAACGUAUAGAAAAGAUGUUAUCAGAGAGUAAAAGAGUUUUGUAGACAAUGAACAUGUGCCAGGCAUUUGCUCAACAGGGAAAUUUUUUUUCUCUUUCCUUUUUUAGGCAGAACAUCACAAGAAUAAGUAUAAUUGAAAAGGUCAUUUUCUUAGCUUUGGUAGUUUGUGUAGAUCAGUGGUUCUUAACCUUUUUUGAGGUACCGAACCCACAAGUUUCAUAUGCGCAGUCACCGAACCCUUCUUUAGUGUCAUCACGAAUUGACCGAACCCUUCUUUAGUGUCAUCACGAAUUGCGGGUGUGUCUUGACUUCCGUGGCGGAGGCUCCGCCGAACCCCUGAGACUUAGUUUUAAAAUCUAUGUCCAGUUUGUUUGAAGGGUUACAUGUUUGUUUAUUUUUUUUGUUGACAGCUGUGUGGAAGAUCUUUCCAUUAUCUCCAUUGCAUAUGGCAUUCGAGUUAUCAUUCGAGUAUCAGAGGUGAAAGCUGUAACAUUACAGAAGUGUAAACACUAAAGAGUGUAUUAUGUAUAAAAAAAAGUUCUCCUUUUUUGUGACUUAACUUACAUCUUUGUAAUGAUAUCUGAUGUCUAAGCGGCUGGCCAUUUUUUAAUCAAGACAUACAGAUGUUUUUUAAGGGAUUCAAGUACGUUUUAGUUAUAAAAUGUUUUGCUUGGAGACUACAUUUUUUCCUUUAAAUUCUUUUAGUGUACCAUGUGCUAUUGUUAAUAUUUAACUCAAUGGUGGAAUCUUGCAUAAGAGAUAAUCAGUCCUCAAAAGUAAGUGUAGUUAUAUGUCUCCUAAAACCUGUGACUCUAAUUGCCAAGAUCAUUAGAGGUUUUUAUUAGAAGGACAAGUAGUUUUAUGUUUGCUGAGUAUUUUACAAAAUUCCAGAAAAGACUUCUUGACCUUAAUAUCAGGAAGUAUAGAUCAACUUUGUUGUCUUGCUCCAUAUAUUGUUGGAAAACUUUUCUUUCUCAAUUUAAUUUGUCGAGCAUUAUUUUGGAAGGGUUUUUCUUGAAUCUAGAGGUCAUUUCAUUGUAUGCCAAUUGCCAUCAAAUAUAUUUGUGUGAAUUAGCAGCUCAAUCCGCUCUGAGUGUGCUGGGUUUGUAGCGAAUCUGGCAAAUGAAGGAGUAGGUGUGGCUUGUAUAUGCAAACAAAAAGUGCUUCAAUCUACAACUAAAUAUUUUGUAUUAUGCAGACUAUAUACUUGGAAAUAACCCAGCUGUAAAAACGAUUUUCUCUCGUUCUUCAUGCUUUGCUUUUACAUAAAUAAUUUAUAAAGCUUUAUAAUUAGUGUUCAGCACUAUCUUUGUCUUUCCUCAAUGUUGCCAAGGAGAAGGCAGAAUUAUGUCUGUUAAAUAGAUGGAUUUCUUAAAGUAUAUGUUAUCAUAUCUUUUAACUAGGUAUUGUUGUCAAAUUUUAACACUGACGGACUAAAAACAUCAUGUUUGGUGAAGAAUAUUGUAAUGUGUGGAGAGAAUAUCAAUAUUAAACGCUUCACUAAAAAGGAUUGAGAGUAGCUGCUGAUGAAGAACAAAGAGAACUGCAAUACUGCUGGGCUCAUCAUCACCAUCUACCUUGGAUAGUACACUGAGGUAUCUUGUCCACUCGGACAUGCCUUUCUGUGUAUAUUGCAAGCAGGACUUAGUGAAAAGGAUCUUCUGAGCUGCAGUAAGGACUAACAGUUUUGCAUCAAGUGUGGUGUGUAAAUGUUAUAUCACAUGAAGGACGAAGCAAAAGCUGUUCUGGAUUAAUGAGAUAUUUUUUUCUGUGUCUGUUUCCAUGUUGCUGUGCUUUUAUUUCACACAACAUUCCAGACAGUCAUGGCUGAUAAGUGGGAUGAAAUUCCUUUUGUGUAGACUGCUACUUCAUGUGGAAGGUGACAUAGGGGGUGUGUUUAUGCUGAAAUUUAGAAAUUAUUUUUGUGUGAAUUUUUCUGUGGCAAAAAGAAUUCAUCUUUGUGUGAGUGUGUAUGAGUGUUUUGUUUUUACAAAAUGCAUUUGUCAUUGUGUGGAUUCCCAAACUGUGAUAAGGAUUUUCUUAAUUAAUGUUUAUCAUAAACGCAUUGUGUAGGCAGUAUAGCCCUUUUUAAAUCUGUAAAGAAUACUAUCUCUUGUUAAAGUAAUUAUUUUGGUAUUUGUCCUCUUUGCAGAUGCGAGUGCUAAACACUAUUGUAAGUUACGGCAAAGAAACACAUUUCUCUUAUGCUUCUCUCUUCAAACUCUCAUUUCUUGUUUACAGCUAAGCAGAAGAACAAAGCUGUUCCUUGUAUAGGAGUGAACCUUUUAUGAGUCUUCAUAAACUGCAGCAGAAUGACUUAAUAUCAGAAGAUGGAAACAGUUUGCUUCACUGUGGUGUCCUCAGAACUGUCAGUCGUCCCUGUCAUUGGGGGGAUCACAUGGAUAGACGCAGCAGCUGACAGGGCCCACCACUCUUGCCUAUUAUGGGCGAUAGCAGGUCCUGUACAGGACGACCAGUCUAGUCUUUGAUAUUCAUAAGCCAAUUCUUUUUCUGGCCACCACAGCAUUGACUACGAGGGGCUAUGGCAUGUACUGUGAAAAUUCAGCAUGAAAGAAGGCCCCGUUCUAGUCACCAAAGCACUAUAUAAUAGCUCAGUGGUUCUCAGUGUGUGGUCCGUGGACCACUUGUGGGCUGCAUGCAUAAGUCAGGUGGUCCGCGGCUGACAGUCAUCAUAUGUCAGCAAAGUGAUGUUUAAAUCAUAAUUAAUCCAGUAUUGAUUUCACACGAGUUUUUAAUUUUAUCAGUGCCCAACUGCUCAUUCGCAAAAAGCACUUACUUACCAAGUCUUUAUAUCACAGCGAGAGCAUUGCGCCAUUUAACUGUCAUCCGAUACAUUUAGUAACGCAAUGCACUUCCUUAUUUUUAAUUGUUAUGUGUUCUUUGCAAAGUAUGUAAUUUUAUAUAAGCUUACUACUACACUAUCACAAAAAUACAUUUAGUUUUGAAUUGCAAUGAACCAAAUGUGGCAAUUUAAAAUUGAAAUUCUCGGUACAUUUUAGGCCUUGGUGGUCUGCUGUAUUUUCUUCUUUAAUAAAGUGGUCCGUGGUCUGAAAUAUUUUAAGAAGCACUGUAAUAGCUAAACAAGUCCUCAGAACAGCCAGUUACCAGUCGUUUAGGAAGGCAUUUCCAUUAACAUGAAUUGUCACUUUUUGGUUUUUACAUCCACAAAAAGAUGUCACUGUAUGGUUUCUCCCUCUUUCACACACAGCCAUGCAUCCAGUAUUGUAGUGAUUCAUAUUGGCAACCAGGUCUUUCUCUAUAUUCUUGUGUCAUCAGAUUUUGCAGUUCAACUUUUUCUUUUAAAGAGUGGAUUCCUUUUGCAGCUGCUUAAUCCCCUUUCCAACCACAAAUUCUCUGCCAUUUGGGAUUUUGAUGAGACACAGCAGCAAAGCUUCAGUUGCUGGGUUACAGGUCUUAUCCACCCUUGCCUAUUUUCAAAUUAAUUUUAAAAAAAAAUCAUUUGUUCUUAUUUUGUCACAACUGCUCAGCAUGUUUUGUCACAUUUUGAUGAUGGGAUUUUAUGCAGCAUUGUUGUCAUUGUGUGUGAUGGCUGGUGUUUCACCACUGAAGACAAUUCAUAAGACAUUCCAGAGACCUGAUUUUGCCUUAUGCAUGGUUUCCCUGUUCUUUAAAAAUUGAAAUGUGGCUGAAAAGAAUUUUGUCACCACCACAUUGAUGUGGCUAGCAAAAUCAGCGUUUCCUAUUUAUUUUAGCAUAAAUUCAAAUUAUCUUUGAAUAUUGUACCAUGUGCCUGCUUUUGCUGAUGGUUAAAAGUUUGCAGAAAGUUAAUUAUCGAUAAGUGAAUGAGGCUAAGAAACUCCCACACAAGCUGCAGUGGGGAAAACGCUCUUUUGUCUGCAGCCUUGGUGGUAGAAUAUAAUCACCCCAUGACUGUGCGUGUGUGAGAGAGAGAGAUUGUGUAUAUGCGGGUGCCCAGUAUUAAAAGUUGAGGAAAAUUGGUUUUGGUGGCUGGUUAGCCCUUCAUGUGCCAUAUUUUCGCAACACCCAUAAAUCCAUGCUUAUGCAUCACUGCAGAUGUCCUAGACUGGGGCUCACAACCAACGCAGACAACUUUUAAAUGAAGCUUUGGAUAUGCACAUCUUUCAUUUGGAGGGAAGAUGUUACACAGGAGUUUGCUAGCAUACUGUCUGCACACUAAUGCUAACAAAUGCAGACUUCAAAAAAUCUUGGUCAGCUUGAAGGUUUCAGCUUAAGUCUUCAGUGUGAAACUGCUAUUUAGAUGUGCAGCAGCUGAUAAAAAUGUUUACAAAAACUACAGCAUGAAGUUCCCAGCUUCACCCCUAUGGCAUAAAUAUUUUGCUGUUUUCCCAAGAUUGCACCUCUGAAACUGAAAAAUGAGGCCAGGAAGGUUGGGGGAAAGGGUUUGAAGGUUUUAAGAUGUGAAACUUGAGAAGCAUUUAGAGGAAAAUUAGCUGUGAGGCACUGGUUCUUUGAGCUGUAAGCAUUGUUGGCCUUGAACGUGAUGCGGCGUUUUGCAUGCUGUGAAGAAUACAUGCUCUAAAAAGCAGAUGUCUUUGUGUUGUACAGACCAUGGUACCAAGAUAAUAUUACCCCAAAUGGACCCCCUGCUAUGACUAAUAAAUUGUCCAAAUCUA
Pomacea canaliculata is the source of this 8589-nucleotide messenger RNA. RefSeq names its product dystrobrevin beta-like. Gene Ontology annotation, biological process: synaptic signaling. Lineage: Eukaryota; Metazoa; Mollusca; Gastropoda; Architaenioglossa; Ampullariidae. The record is from RefSeq and is a predicted model, not a curated record. Gene Ontology annotation, cellular component: plasma membrane; synapse. Gene Ontology annotation, molecular function: zinc ion binding. The coding region runs from base 698 to 3205 and encodes 835 amino acids. The transcript is spliced from 19 exons.